CGAUGAAGUAUCCACUCCAACCCAUCGUUUCUUUUCUUUUAGUUGUAUUAUUGGUGGCAACGCAUGCUGCCUUAUCUCCUGAGCUUUACUGGAAGUCCAUGCUUCCCACUACUCCCAUGCCUAAAUCUAUCACAGAUCUCCUCCACCCAGCUGUCAAUGCCAGGUCAGGUCACAGCAUCACCAUCCGCGGCGAGAUCGAAAUAGGCGAUGGAGGACAUCAUUGCCAAUUAGAGUUUUGUUAUGCUGACUCUGAGACCAAAGUCCAAGGUAACCCCAAUACAGCUCUCUUCUUCUUGGAAAAGGAUUUGAAGGUUGGCCACAGAAUGAACUUGGUCUUCAAGAAAACCUCUAACCAAGCAUCCUCCUUGCCUCGUGAAGUCGUGAAAUCCAUUCCCUUUUCCUCAAGCAAAAUGGCUGAAAUAUUGAACGAGUUUGCUGUGAAGCCUGGGUCAAUAAAUGCUGAGCUUAUGAAGAAUACAAUUAAAUUUUGUGAGGAGUCAGGAAUCAAAGGAGAGGAGAAGUAUUGUGCCACGUCAUUGGAAUCCAUGGUUGAUUUUAUCACUUCCAAGCUUGGGAGACACGUGGAAGCUUUGUCUACAGAAGUGGUGAAGGAAACAAAGAAGCAAGAAUACAAGAUAAUGCAUGGAGUGAAGAAGGUGGGAGGGACGAAAGUGCUGGUGUGCCACAAGCUCAAUUAUGUGUAUGCUGUGUUUUACUGUCACAAAAUAAAGAACACUGUUACUUAUACGGUGUCGUUGAAGGGGGCUGAUGGGAGUAGGGUUAAAGACGUGAGUGUAUGUCACAGAGACACGUCACAGUGGAACCCAAAACAUUUAGCCUUACAAAUGCUAAAAGUGAAACCAGGGAGUGUUCCCAUAUGCCACUUCCUUUUCAAAGACACCUUUGCGCGGGUUUGAACACAAGUUAGGUGAUUUUCACAUAAUAGAUGGUUUGUAUUGUUUGUGCA
This is a messenger RNA of Prosopis cineraria, 967 nucleotides long. RefSeq names its product BURP domain-containing protein 3-like. The transcript is spliced from 4 exons. The coding region runs from base 3 to 917 and encodes 304 amino acids. NCBI's taxonomy places the organism in Eukaryota, Viridiplantae, Streptophyta, Magnoliopsida, Fabales, Fabaceae. The record is from RefSeq and is a predicted model, not a curated record.